CUAUCUCGGCUACCGUAGUUGUGCCGGCUAAGCUAAUAGCUAGUAGCUAGGUUAACUAGCUUUUAAGUUAGCUACCUUCUAAAAGCAGAGGAGGCCAAUAAAGAGUCAAAACAGGCAAGUUUUUCAACGACCAUGCAAAGUGGGAGAAUAUGGUUGUGAAUCUCUGUCUGCCACAGUUUUAUGCAACAGUUCAUUGCAACAAGCUGUGCGCAGAUGGCUAUGAUGUCACAAACCUUGUGUCAGCUGACCCUGCUCUCCGGAGGCGGGGCUUCAAGCUGGAGUACUUCCUACGCCCACCUGUACAGGUGACAUUGAAGUUUGGCUUCCAGGUGGAGGUGUGCAGGGUGGAUGUGGAGCUGUGGCCCUGGGGUAUGGACCGAGGACAGGCCUGCAAGAGACUGGAGAUUAGCACCAGCUCUGAUCCGCUACCCUCCCAAAAUGUUGGCCAAGGACACAAAAGGGUUCAGCAAAAGAAGGAAAUGCAGGUAAAGGACCAGAAAAAAAGCGGAGAAAAACAACAAGAGCAUGACAGUAAAUCUCAACAGAGUAAUGGCCGUCGGUGGAAACUUCACGCCCAGCAAUGGGGUGAAGAAGCUCAAGAUGAGCCUCAACAAAGAUGCAAUGCGUUCAAGUGUCAAUCAAACAGUGAAUCCACUAAUACUGUUACAGAGUUUAAACUCGUAGGUCGCUGCGAAUUAAGGGAGGAAACCCAAGUCUGUUUCACACGUUCUAAUAUGAGUCCCCGGCCCCCGUUCCUCUCCAUACCACCUCCACAACCUGCAAAUUGUCGGCAAGAACAGCUGUGGAGUCGGGGUCCGCUCUCAUUAGGCGCAGUGACACAGCUUCGCGUGACUCUGCCAUUUGGCGGUGCAGCAUCUGCUCUGGGGCUCAAGGCCUUGGCCGUGUGGGGACAACCUGCUCGCUGCUGCCCUGCAGAAGAAGUUGAAAGGAUUAAAAGACUCCAUGAAGCCAGUGAUAGACGGCUGCCAACACCGGUGUUUUUUCCUCCUUCUGUCAGCCAAUCAAAAUCACCACUGCAAGCAGCUACACCUCCAAGCAAACUUUCCAUCCCAGAAGAGUUCCUCGACCCGAUAACUCAGGAGGUAAUGAUGCUGCCCAUGCUGCUGCCAAGUGGUGUGUCAGUGGACAAUACCACAUUGGAGGAGCAUCAGAAGAGGGAAGCUACUUGGGGUCGAACCCCGAACGACCCCUUCACUGGCGUUCCGUUUACUUCAACCUCCCAGCCUCUUCCUAACCCCCAAUUGAAAAGCCGCAUUGACCUCUUCCUCCUGCAGCAAGGGAUGAUGAGCAGGGACGGGAUGUUGGGGAGACAAAGGGAUGGAGAGAAUCCACAGGCCUCAAGACUUAUUACUUCUGAGGUACAUGGUCAGUCCCAGUACUCUCCAUGUCUCAGUGAAAGUACAAAUAACAACACUACUAUUCAAUAUAAUGUUGGCACCAGAAACACAAACAGGACCGCACAAAAAGAAGUCACUGGAUUAGGACAUUCAUCAGAUAAUGGGAAUCACAAAUAUAACUCUCAGCCGCUAACUACAGAGACUAAAUCAGAUAGAGGAAAGAAACGAGAUCUUAUUGACAUUUCCAAAGAUUCAACAGAAGCGUUGACAGCUGACAGGCAUCUACUACCUCCCUCAAAAAGACCCAGACAUUAUGCAGUUUCAGUUCCUAGCUGCAGCUCUCAUGAGCAGCGUUUGUCAGCCAGUCUGGAUGAGGCCCUCUUCUCCGCCCUGCAGGGCCGACCCUCCUUCACCUCAAACUUGUCUCAGCAGAGCCGGGUUUUUCCUGACUCUGAACCACUCAACCCCUCACAGCACAGUCAGACUGCACGCACUCCAAACUUGCCAACAGGUGAGAAGACGUGCUCUGCAUGUUCCUGUUCGGUCUCCGCUUACUCCAAGUUGGCAUCAUCCAUCUACCGUCUAACCUGCGGUCACCUGCUCUGCCAUUCCUGUUUGCGGAGGCAACCACUAGACACUGUCACUAUAACAACAUCCAAUCACAUCGUGUGUCCCGCCUGCCAAAGCACUACCACUCGCAGUGACGUCAUACGCGUACAUCACUGACAGAAACUGUAAAAAGGCAAACAGACGCCUUGCAUAGCUAUUGAUAAAAUGAGGAUUAUUCUGAAGGUGAAGAGGGAUUGUACGUGCAUUUUAACAUUGCAACUGUGUUUAAAUCAAAGUGCCGGGGGAAAAAAAACCAUUUACUGCUGAAAGUUAAAGAUUCUGGAUAGAUUUAAUUAUAGAUUGUUUACUUGGGUUAACACUAUGUCCAUCCCCAACCGGAAUUAAACUAUUCAUCCCUUGUUAUUUCUUAUUCACGCGCUUUCAGUACUAUUCUAGAAGUCAAUUAUACACUUGUUUAAACCAACAAUUUCACAAAAUCCACUCUAUUUUGAUGUCUACAGCUGUAGAAAGAACAAGCCUUUAAAAACUUUUCAAAAAAUAUUGCAAUGUUGUAAAAGAAUAUGA
Messenger RNA from Etheostoma spectabile (orangethroat darter), 2492 nucleotides. It is a transcript of the gene ubox5, whose product is annotated as U-box domain containing 5. Gene Ontology annotation, cellular component: nucleus. The record is from RefSeq and is a predicted model, not a curated record. Bases 150 to 2084 code for a protein of 644 amino acids. Gene Ontology annotation, molecular function: ubiquitin-ubiquitin ligase activity; ubiquitin protein ligase binding. The transcript is spliced from 7 exons. Lineage: Eukaryota; Metazoa; Chordata; Actinopteri; Perciformes; Percidae. Gene Ontology annotation, biological process: protein polyubiquitination.